AUGGUGGGAGCAGGAGCCAGGAGCAAGGCGCAAAAUGCCAAGCGGCCCCCCUACGUAAGGGACCUAGCUGGUAGAACUGGGCCAGCACUCAGCGUCCAGCAUACAGCCCUUGGGGUAGUAGUAGUAGCGCUUUCCGCACCUGCAUCGCCCGACGCCAUCUUCACUGUACCUGAAAUUUUAGGUCUCGGUCUCGUCGACUUUGCGCGCCUACCCGAUCCGGCCAACCCGAGCGCGCACGCACUGGACGAGCUGCCCCCAAACGAACCGGGCCAGAGCAGCCUCUUCGUCCGCAGCGACAGUUCCUCAUCCCGCGUUGUUGAAGACCACCUGUUGAGAAAAAUCUGGGUCGAACGGUUGCCGCCAGACCAAAAACCGUCACCGAUUCGCGAAUCAUUCCGCACGAUGCCGCGCGGGAAGAGAGGGGUCAAGUUCCCCCACAAGGCCAACAACGGCAACGCCGAUGGCCGUCGCUCCAGCUUUAGCGACUACAGCGAGGAUGGCUCUCCUAUCAGGCAGAGGUCGGGAUCUGGGCAGCAGGCGCCGCUAGACGGCAUCGCGGAGCAGCCACAGUUGUCGCCCGCCGAGGCUGCCGCCGAGGAGAAGCGCGUCGCCCACGAGAAGAGGAAGACGGACUUCAAGGUCCGCACCUUUUGGACUUUUGUCAUGUUCGCUGGCUUCUUCGCCGCCCUCUUUUCCGGCCACAUGUACAUCAUUUGCGUCAUGACGGUCAUUCAGGUUGUCUGCUUCAAGGAGGUCAUUGCCAUCGCGAGCGUCCCCAGCCGGGCUCGUCAGCUGCGCCCCUCCAAGAGCCUCAACUGGUACUGGCUCGUCACCACCAUGUACUUCCUCUACGGCGAAUCUGUCAUCUACUACUUCAAGCACAUUGUGCUGGUCGAUAAGGUCCUCCUGCCGCUGGCCACCCACCACCGCUUCAUCAGCUUCUUCCUCUACAUCUUCGGAUUCGUCUUCUUUGUCACUACCCUGCACGCAGGCCACUUCAAGUUCCAGUUCACCCAGUUUGCCUGGACGCACAUGGCGCUGUACCUUAUCGUGGUCCAGGCACACUUCGUCAUGAACAACGUUUUUGAGGGCCUCAUCUGGUUUUUCCUACCCGCGGCCCUCGUCAUCACCAACGACAUCUUCGCCUACAUUGUGGGCAUGACCUUUGGACGUACCCAGCUGAUCAAGCUGUCGCCCAAGAAGACAGUUGAGGGCUUCGUUGGCGCCUGGGUCUUCACCAUUGUCUUUGGCAUCAUCCUGGCCAACAUCUUGACGCGCUCCAGCUACUUCAUCUGCCCUGCCCACGUGAGUUGA
Messenger RNA from Verticillium alfalfae VaMs.102, 1314 nucleotides. RefSeq names its product phosphatidate cytidylyltransferase. Gene Ontology annotation, cellular component: endoplasmic reticulum membrane. The transcript has 4 exons. The record is from RefSeq and is a predicted model, not a curated record. Lineage: Eukaryota; Fungi; Ascomycota; Sordariomycetes; Glomerellales; Plectosphaerellaceae. Gene Ontology annotation, molecular function: phosphatidate cytidylyltransferase activity. Bases 1 to 1314 code for a protein of 437 amino acids.